This is a messenger RNA of Acromyrmex echinatior (Panamanian leafcutter ant), 1274 nucleotides long. RefSeq names its product sex-lethal homolog. NCBI's taxonomy places the organism in Eukaryota, Metazoa, Arthropoda, Insecta, Hymenoptera, Formicidae. Gene Ontology annotation, molecular function: mRNA binding. Gene Ontology annotation, cellular component: nucleus; ribonucleoprotein complex. The record is from RefSeq and is a predicted model, not a curated record.
AUUUAUUUUGAGACUGCUUAGAGAGAAAGCGAGAGAAAGCGAGAGAGAGAGAGAGAGAAAGAUGAGAGCAUUCGAGGGCGCAGACUGGCCUACGAGCGUAGCGGCGUUGUCGUACGGGGAAGACGUAGUAAUGAAUUUGUUUAUAUUUUUUGUAUUUGCCGAUGAUCCUCCCGUCGAUGGUCGUUUCGCUGGACGGUACCAGUUGGAGUAUACAACAGCAAUCGCAACACCAACUGCUGGUGGUGGACUCGGUCGCGCAGCAGCAACAGCAACCGCAACAGAUCGUCGCGUUGAAUCAGAUCGUCGCAUCAAAUCAGAUUUCAUCAUCGGGAGGUGAUCCGCAGCAACAGUGCCACAAAAUGACUGACCAGCGAGAUCAGCAGCAGCAGCAACAGCCGCAGUCCCAGUUUCAACAACAGCAGCAACAACAACAGAUCAAAGGCAAUGAGGAACCAAGAACGAAUUUGAUUAUUAAUUACCUUCCGCAAAACAUGAAUGAGAAGGAGCUGUACAGUUUAUUUGUCACUAUUGGUCCGGUCGAAUCCUGUCGAGUCAUGAAGGAUUAUAAGACUGGAUACAGCUACGGCUUUGGUUUUGUCAACUAUGCGAAAGCUGAGGACGCGGCGACGGCGAUAAGCACAUUAAAUGGUCUUCAAGUGCAAAAUAAACGUCUGAAGGUCUCGUUCGCUCGGCCUUCUGGAGAAGAAAUUAAAGAAACCAAUCUUUACGUUACGAAUUUACCAAGAAAUAUAACGGAAAGCCAAAUCGAUGAACUCUUCAGUAAAUACGGCAAUAUUGUGCAGAAGAAUAUAUUGAGGGAUAAACUGACCGGUUUACCGAGAGGAGUAGCGUUUGUUAGAUUCGAUAAGAGGGAGGAAGCUCAGGAGGCUAUCGCACGACUUCACGGUACAAUACCGGAGGGUGGAUCCGAGCCGCUUAGCGUAAAAAUCGCGGAGGAACACGGCAAACAAAAAGCGGCGUAUUAUGCGGGCUGGCAGGCGGGAUACAAUCAAAGCCGCGGAGGGAGCGGACUCGGAGUCGGCGGUGGCGGCAGCGGACGGGCUCGGGGCAUCGGGGGUCCUGGAAUGGGCAUGGGUGUUGGCGGCGGUGGUCCGGGAAUGUUGAGCCGGGCUGGUGGUUUUGGGCCGCGUGGUGGUGGGCCCCAUAGCGGCAGCUCGACGACGACAAUGACGAUUACGAUAACGAUAACAAUGACGAUGACGGUGACAAUGAUAACCGUAAUGAAGAUACGCUUACAUUCGCUGCAACAUUGA